Synchiropus splendidus (mandarinfish) is the source of this 7963-nucleotide messenger RNA. It is a transcript of the gene crtc1b, whose product is annotated as CREB regulated transcription coactivator 1b. NCBI's taxonomy places the organism in Eukaryota, Metazoa, Chordata, Actinopteri, Syngnathiformes, Callionymidae. Bases 51 to 1868 code for a protein of 605 amino acids. Gene Ontology annotation, biological process: positive regulation of transcription by RNA polymerase II; protein homotetramerization. Gene Ontology annotation, molecular function: cAMP response element binding protein binding. The record is from RefSeq and is a predicted model, not a curated record. Gene Ontology annotation, cellular component: cytoplasm; nucleus. The transcript has 14 exons.
CCGAGCGUGCGGUGCGUAGCGUAACAUUCCAUUCAGAAGCAGAGGGAAAGAUGGCGUCCUCGAACAAUCCGCGCAAAUUUAGCGAGAAAAUCGCUCUGCAUAACCAGAAACAGGCGGAGGAAACCGCCGCGUUUGAAGAAGUGAUGAAGGACCUGAACAUCACCAGAGCCGCCCGGCUGCAGUUACAGAAGACCCAGUAUUUGCAACUAGGGCAGAAUCGUGGACAGUACUAUGGAGGCUCACUGCCCAAUGUCAAUCAGAUUGGAAAUGGCAACAUUGACCUGCCUUUUCAGAACUCGGUGUUAGACACCAGUCGGACCACCAGGCACCAUGGAUUAGUGGAGCGGGUGUACCGGGACAGGAACCGCAUCACGUCUCCACAUCGCCGACCGCUGUCUGUGGACAAACAUGGACGCCAAAUCGACAGCUGUCCCUACAGCUCAGUUUACCUCUCCCCACCACCUGACACCAGCUGGAGAAGGACGAACUCUGACUCCGCCUUACACCAGAGCACCAUGAAUCCCAAACCUCCAGAGGUGUUUUCAGGGGGAUCACAGGAGCUGCAGCCAAAGCGAGUGCAUGGGGCGGAGGACUCGGGGUCAAACACUGACGAAGACAUCCAGAAACAGUUGUGGGAGGAUAAGAAGGGUGAUUUACCAACAGCGACAACAUGCGAUGUCCCAGGAAUAAAUAUAUUCCCGUCACCAGACCAGGAGUUGAACCCCUCUGUGCUCCCUGCGGGUCACAACACCGGCGGUUCUCUGCCGGACCUCACCAACAUCCAGUUCCCGCCCCCACUGUCAACCCCGCUGGACCCUGAUGACACGGUUUCCUUCCCCUCGCUCAGCUCGUCCAACAGCUCCGGCAGCUUGACCACCAACCUCACCCACCUGGGUAUCAGCGCUGCCAGCCACGGGAUUCAAACGUCCUCUCAGCCCAACAUGAGUGUAACAGCACAGCGCCGCCAGCCACCAGUGGUGCCACUCACCCUGACCUCUGACCUUCACCUCCAACAUUCCCCUCAGCAGCUUUCACCAACGCUUAGCUCCCCGAUUAACAUCACACAGGUGUUGCCUGCAGACACGCUGACUCUGGAACAGCAGCUGGCCCAGUACCCGCUCUUCAACCAGCUGACGCCUCAGGCUCAGGCCCAACUGCUCAUUGACCUGCAGAAGCAGCAGCAGAACUUGCCUCCAGGCAUCCAGCUCAUCACCUUGCCGACUCCGGCCUCUUCUGGAUCCAUCACGGCCUCGGCGGGCAGCCCCUCCCCUGACAGCCAGACCACCGCAAGCAUGAGCAUCAGCUCGUACCGCAAUCAGACUGGCUCACCAGCCACUCAGUCUCCAACCUCCCCAGUCUCCAAUCAAGGCUUCUCCCCCGGCGGCUCGCCUCAACACAUCCCUGUUGUGGGCAGCAUAUUUGGGGACUCCUUCUACGACCAGCAGUUGUCGUCACGGCAGACCAACGCUCUGUCUCACCAGCUGGAGCAGUUCAACAUGAUCGAGAACCCCAUCAGCUCCACCAGCCUGUUCAGCCAGUGCUCCACCCUCAACUACACUCAAGCGGCCAUGAUGGGCCUCACUGGGAGCAGUCUGCAGGACUCCCAGCAGCUGGGCUACAGUAGCCAUGGCAACAUCCCCAACAUCAUCCUGACAGUCACGGGUGAGUCUCCGCCCAGUCUCUCCAAAGAGCUGACUAACUCGCUGGCCGGCGUCGGCGACGUCAGCUUCGACGCAGACUCUCAGUUCCCCCUGGAUGAGCUGAAAAUCGACCCCCUGACCCUGGACGGACUGCACAUGCUCAACGACCCCGACAUGGUGCUGGCCGACCCGGCCACAGAGGACACGUUCAGGAUGGACCGGCUGUAGCGAGCGGACGGGAAGACGACCCCUCUCACUGGUGAACGGAGACAAAAAGACGGGGCGGAGUGAGCCCUCUCCCUCGUUGCAUGGCCGCCCCGCUGUCCGACCUCGCCCUCGACUCUGUCAAAGCCCUUUGAAUCAACGCCGGGGGGAAAGACAUCCGGCGGCAUCCGGGGAUCGACCUCGCUUGUGGUUUCGAUAGAGAUUGGUCGCUCAGCGCUUCCGCUAGCCUGCUGCGUUUACAGCGUCCCGCCACUUGCCCCAAAUACUCCCAAGGAUUCACGUUUUCUUUCUCAUAUCCACUCUUUUUGGUUCAUAUUUGCUUGUAGCAGGAAGCUGCGUGGACACAGGGCUGGAGCGCUAACAAGAAGAAAAAAAAAUGGCCGGUUUGCUUGUACUUUGCAAUCAAAUGAAUCGGUUUCCCCAUCGUGCUCUGGCGGCUUUGGUUCUCACUCAAAGCUUUAUUUUUGACAACCAAAAUUCAUCUUGUACUGUAUGUUUUGAUGUUUUGUGUAUUUGUAUGUUCUAUUUAUUUAUUUGACAAAUGUUUUUUAUUCUAUUUCUUACGUUGAAUUGAUGCCAAAAUGCUCUUUGUAGUGUACAAUUGCACUGAUGUACUUUGUGUCUAUUAACAUAUAUUUAUAUAUCUAAAUGUGCUUGUUGGGCAACUUGGUUCAUGAAGGAGUUUAAAACCCCCCCAUACUUGCUCUUGGGUGUUUAUGGACGUGCCAUUCUUUGCUCGAUGUUGCCAUGCUGCAGCCCCACCUGGUUUCCGGUGCCGAAAGUUGCCCGGUGUUCCGUCAAUCACUUUAAAAACAAGCUUUUUCUUGAGCGAACGAUCAGGUAUUUCUACGACAAACGUCUCCAAAUUCCUUUACGCAGACAGAGCGUCUGUCUUUUUAGUCUCUUCAGUGGUCACUGUGAAAUCACCUGAUUUUGCCUUACAUGAGUAUCCUACCGUUCGACGUCAGUGUCCGAUGUGACGAUGUGUUUUCGGAACUUCUAGUGACAUUUUCUUGUAUUUGAGAGGAACCUUUUUUGGUCAGUGGUCUUUGUGUUGUGACAAAUCAAUGUACUGUAUUUUGUAGCGGUACAGUUUAUAGCCAAACUAUUGGUGUUUUUUAACAAGUGGAGUGGGGAAAACAACUCUUUUCUGAGAUUGAGCGCAAAUAUGGGGAGGCUUUUUGCUCUUUGACAGGGAAGCUCUUACAAAAACAGGACUGAAGGAAACACUUUUACUACGAGGCAAAUGUGCAAUUUAAUAAGUAGCCGCUAAAUUAUUUCGGAAGAGUCAAAGUAUAUUUCUGUGUGGCUGUGUUCUGAUCAGGGAUCUGGAGGAGUACUAAAUUGUUUACACAACAUGUUUACACACAUCAUCUGAGAUCUGACUGGUCUUUUGUCAGAGUUUCCCUGAGCGAUGUUUGUGAGCUCAUGUUUGAUAUAAUCUGAUGUUUGUGUACAGAUGUGCUCAUCUGCUCCGCUCAAGCGCUCACCAGGAGUUUGCUUUCUCUUUCACUCUCAUGCGCCUCUGCAGUUUCUCUUUUUUUUUUUCUUUUGCCCUGGGAUUGCUAUGCAAGUGACGUUGGAUCGCUUAAAGGAAAAAUCUCUUGAGCUGGAUUUGUGCUCCGGGUGGCUGGGUUUCUUCCCCUGGCUUGCUAAGCAUUAGCAGGUUGAGCUGUACCUAUGGGGUGUAUUAUCAAGAAAACUAUUCUUUCAUCUUGAGGAAGUGUCCUUGCGACCCAUGAAGGACAGGUCAGAUGGAGUCCAACAAGAAGCGUUUUUUUUUAAUUCACUAGUGAUGCUUUUACAUUAUGGGAGUCUGAACGUCCCAUAUUGGGUUUCAUCUCUUCAGCCAAAUCACCUGUUUAUCUCCGAACUGUGUGUUAAGAGUUAGUGAUGGGCUGAACAGUGUGCCGUACCUUUACUUCCAGAGGCCACUAGGUGGCGCUCUCUUCUCUGAAAUAUUAUUAUUACCUUAUUUCUACUCUGUGAGCCCCACCAACAAAGUAGCGCCAUCAUUUCGAGUCACACGGGGAACGUCACAGCCUCGACAAUAGAGGUCCACUACUACAUAUUAAAGACGUGAGUUAACAGCGAUCGUGCUGAUGCAGUUGGCUGAAAUGCUGUUUACCGGGCAUUUCCAUUGUUUCUGUUCUACUGUUUCUGUUUUUCUGUUGCGGUGUUCUCAUGUUGCUCCUGGUUGGUCUUGUCUCCAGUAGCUCUCAGGACAGGACUGGCAGCUGUGGCUAGUGAUGGGCUGAUGAUCAGCUGUGCAGGUGGGUGUGUCACAGAUGUGUGACUGGAGAAAUGGUCCGUGGGAGGUUGGUUAUUCUGGCCAAAACAACCUCAUAUAGGUACCUACUCCCCAAGACGAAGCAACCUUGACCACUUGGUGGAAACAGGUCUUCAGUGAAGCCUCUAGAGUGGGAGCUCACAGUGACACCACACAGGAAAAUACUCUUUAUCUUGAAUUAAAUAGUCUGAAACAAGGAGGAGAACAUGACCAAAAGCUUCAUUAGGCCAUGACACUAUAUAUUUUCAUUUAUUUUUAUUUUAUUUACAUUUUACUUCAGGGUUCCCAUUACAAGUCGUAAUUUUAAGAAGAUAUUUUUCGUGCCAUUUUGAGGUGUCUCAUCAACAUUCUUCACUAUAGGAGUCUAAUUUAGCAUGAAUACGACUAAAUAUAGAAAUCAGAUUGAUAAAAUUAGGUAAUACAGGAAGAACUUUAAUGUAGUUUCUCAUGCGGGUCGCUCUCUGCACAUGUCUACUUUUUUGUUCAGGCAUCUCAAGCUGGACUCUCAAAUCUGACCUCGUGAAUGGUAGUGAAAAAGUCAACGUUUAGACAGUUCAGUUCAUGGCAGUGUUAACUAAAUGGUGUGCAGUUGUUGAGUGUGAAGCCGGACCUCUGUCUUCAGCUGCAGACAAGCGCUCAGACAAUCAGAAUCAGCUCCUGAGAAGAAACUCAGCUGGGAAGCAGAAAUCCAUUCUCUUGACUCUUUGUUCUUCUUUGUUCAGUUUUUAUGUCCUACAAGAUAUAGUUGAACAUGUGGAGUUCCAUGCUAUUUAUAGUAGAAUAAAUAUAUUUCAUAGUACAGUUGUAUGACAAUAGCAUUUUACAUAUAUACAUGGUAAUAUCCCUCGGGAUUUUUCCUUUAAGAGUGAUCAAUGGAAAACAGUUUGUCGGGAAGGUGGUCCUCCCCCGCCCCGCCCCUCCGCCUCUGCCAUCCUCACUGACCUUGUACAUAAGCUUCAGCUGGAUCCGUGCAUGUCCCCAACCUGGGUCCAGACCCUUCAGAGGCCUCUGGUUUAAAGCAUGUUCGGGUUCCUCCUGUGCGACCUCGGUGACUAUCUCAUGUCUGUAGAACCAUGAAUGAUACAAGAAUGUAUUUUGCAAAUGACCCGCAGCUUCUGGGCUCGUCCGGGUUCGAGCCCGUUCUGAAGAGUCGGACUGUUGCUUGCUCGGUUGGUUUUUCUCCUCUGUAGCACUGACACCGCCCGCGCUCCUCCGUUGCCUCAGAAAAUGACAACAAAGAUGGCUGACUGGUGUGUUGCAUUUAUGGACGUGACUACUCUGCCGCUUCUACUUGGCACAGUCGACCUCGUGACGUGGUCGACAAAGUCGACAAAUAUAUCUCAACUGAAGGAUCUGAACAUUAUUGCUUAUUUUCGCAGUCGAUCACAUCACGUCGGUUACUGAGCGUGUUGCAUUUAUCUCAGUCAGAAAUGUUCAAAACGCUUUUGUUAACAGUUUACGUUACACCUUCAGUUAAGGAGGUCAUGUUUUAUUCAGAGAUUCCUCUGGAAUUUUUGGGUUAUGAAUCCAGUUCUAGAAACGAAAAACAACUCAUAAUAGAAUUUUAAGAUUUAUGUUUUACAAAUUUAACUACUGUAUUUUAUUAUUUUCUGAAUUAAUAAUUUAACUUUACAUUAUAUAUAUAUACAUAUAUAUAUUUAUAUAUAUAUAUAUAUAUAUAUAGACAAACAUUUCAUAUUUCUUUUUCAUUUAAUUUAGUAGUGAGUAAAACCCUGAAUUGAAUGGAUAAAUCUAUAUAUAUUUAAAAUAAAUGAAUACACUUAAAGUUAUUGUUACAUUUUAAUUUUGAUCAGGGUUGUCUUUCAGAAUGGCAUCAUUAAUUCAGAAAAUGUGUUUCUGUUGGCUGGCAUGAUUAUUGGGCCGUCGUGUUCUCAGACCAAGGUUCUGUUCCGACUUCUAAGUGCAAUAUGCUUGUGUACAUCAGCGACUGUGUCGUCGUCUUGCUCCUCUGUGAUGCUGUUGUUCUCCGGUUGCUUGGCACUUUAUUUGUGGCGCUGCGGGACUGUUUUGCCCGAUGUGAAUGCUGACUGUUUCUCUCCAGACAUAAACUCUGGAAAUAUUUUCCAAGAAAAGAUGAACUCUAUUUUCCUUUCUUCUGUCUUUUUUGUUGACCUGAAUCAAGGGGAUGCAAAACAAGAAAGGGCUUACUUCAGUGCAGCUUGUGCUUCUGUGUUGGAAAUGGACGGCGCUCCGAAUGUACCACUGAGGUUGCUCACACUAACACACACACACACACACCUGGGAAAUGACCCUGCCACAGAAACAAAUCAUUCUUUUCGGACCCACACCACGAGCCGCAGUGGUCAGUACCUCCUCAGACGGGUCUAGUCAAACAAAAAAGUUCGACGAUCACAAAUGCUUCUCAUUCGAUGAGAUUCAAAGUGCGGUCAUAUCCAUGUUUCCCGUAAGCCCGUCUCGCACAUGGCCGGGUUUGUAUGGUCAAGACCUGGAGAUAGUUUCUCCAGCAUAAACCAAGUGGUGAAAGAGGAAUUCUAAAGUCCAAUUGUGACCUGUCAGGGUGGACACAAAGCACUUGUGAUUCAGGUCCUGACUGGAGUCCGCGAUUUCCUUUCUUUCUUAGUUUCAUCCAUUUCACUUUGGACUUCAAUGAUGUUGCUUGGUCCACUGAGCUUCUUCAUCUUUCAGCAUUUACUGUCAUCCUCCAUCACCCUCAUGGUUUGAGAUCAUCAUUCUUGAAUCUGAUUGGUUGUCCCCCUCACCUUCAUCUCCAUUAUUCUUGGUCCCACACUCUCUCCUCUCAACAUCCAUCUCUCCUCACUGACUUUAUCCCCAAACUUCUUCACAUGUCCUUCUGAUACACUUAUUUCCGGUGCUGUCCCUUCUCCAACCUUUACAUUCAUCUUCACAAGUUCCACCCUGCCUGCAUUCUCUUCUUCUCUUCUCCACCUCCCUUCAUCUCCGCCCAUCACUCUGGAUACAGAACUGGUCAUGUCUUUGUCUUGUGUUUACUGAAGCUGAUGCCAAACAACACACAUUCUCCUUACAUGUUUCCAGAUGUCUUUGAGUGCCAACCUUCGUCCAGUGCCCCAUAUGAUUUUUAAGAACAUGACCGUAUGACAUGAUGUGACAGAUCUCACCCACACAUCCUCUGAAAUCAUUGGUUCCUCAGGUGAACAUAAAAAAACUCCCAAGUAUCACAAGGUUCUGUCUUAUAUAUCACCAAGAAUCAUUUAAAAGUCAUUUUAGGGCACGCAAAAACAUGUUUAUCAAUUAUGACCUUUUAUUAUGUGACUUGUAGAACGCGGAAGCAUCAAAAUGUAAGAGAUCCCAAAACAAAAUCUGUUUAUUUCAUUUUUUUUUCCACACAAGAAAAUGUCGAGCAAAGGUGAAUCUGAAUCAAAUGUUUUGUCAUUGCUCUGCCUCCCUUUAACAAUUCUUUCUGGAUGAGUGAGCACAUGAAAGGUUUGGGAAACACAGUUUACGUUGACGCUUAUCGUAGGAACUAGCAUAAUAUCACUGUUGUCCUGUGAGACGUAGUAAAAAGAUCUGUAGCUAUUUCUUUGUUGCCAUGUGAUUCUACUUUUGUGACCAUUUGUUUAUCAGAUGAACAUAAAAAAACGACAACAACAAAAAAACAAUUCAAUUAAAUUGAAUGUGGAAGAGCAAAGUUUCUCUUGAUUUCGGACCUGAGCGUGAACAUGCAUGAUGUUCUAUGUUGUACAUCGUUUUUGCUGAUAUUUUUGUAAACUGUAUUUCCAAAUAUAAAGUGAAAAGAUUAUUUUGGAUAUGUGCACGCCUGUGAAAUGUUGAGAAUGUUUUCACUAAA